Molecule: messenger RNA, 1023 nt
Organism: Amoebophrya sp. A25
Lineage: Eukaryota; Dinophyceae; Syndiniales; Amoebophryaceae
Source: the annotation of a GenBank genome assembly
AGUGCUUGUGGUAUUUUGGAUUUAGGCCUCCUUCGUUUUCGUAUACUAUGAAUGUAGUAUAAUUUUCAAAUGUUCGAACUCGAAACUGGUGCUCCCUGAAUAGAUUCUUGAAAAGUAACAAGUGCAACGUCGAACUUUGUAAAUAUUGUUCCCGAGAGAGACGUAGAAUAAGAAAAAUCAACAGAAUGAGUCUUUGCGAGUGCGUCUGUGGGUCGCGUGGCGCUGAGAAGGCCGCUUCCGCUGGAGACAUUCUGAAGUCGGAGGAUAGCAGUUCUGGUAGCAAAUCUGGUAAAAAGGACGUGCUCGUCUGGGAAGGAGGACGACCAAAAUAACGUUAAAGUUGCUGUAGUGAGUGGAUCUGAACACGGACAAGGCGUGCUGGACCAGGAUUCUUUGUGAAGAGCAAAGAAGAAGUAGAUAAGAUAGUGGACAAGAAUCUUCUGGCUUUUAGCAGAGUGGCGAGCAAUGUAGAAGGAAAAAGCGUCGUUCUCUACGAUUACCGAAGGACGUGUGGUCCCGCUAUGUUUGCGGAGUAUGGUGCGUGGGAGAUGCCGAUGCGAGGGCUUUGUUAUACGUUAUCAACAAGAUGAAGAGGAGGGCGGCUCCUGGGAGCGCUACCUUCUUUUGAACAAGUUUUUCAAUGUGGGGGAAACCAAAAAUUGGUUAGUGGACGACUUGAGCAGCCAAAAGAUUGUAAGAAUUCAGGACAAGAGUGACGGCUCCAUCAUCCGGUUUAUCCCUUUUUCAAGAGUGAACAAGGGCGGCGACGUGAGGAUCCGCGCGAAAUCGAAGAUGUCAUUCGAGUCCCCACAAGCAACGAUGGCAACAGAAGUCUGCGACAACUGUCCGCCUUUGCAAGCCUUUUUGUUGGACGCGUUUAGGCGUAAGCUGGCAGCGGUCUUCGAGUUGGUGUCGCCUGAUAACCAAAUCGUCGUGCCCUACGCCUCCACCAAUCUUGUCCUGUUACACAUUCGCUCUGAGGAGACUGGUGCCUACUUUACUGCGGAGCAAACUAAAGAGUAG